This is a messenger RNA of Calypte anna (Anna's hummingbird), 5081 nucleotides long. RefSeq names its product SR-related CTD associated factor 8 (gene SCAF8). Gene Ontology annotation, cellular component: nucleus. The record is from RefSeq and is a predicted model, not a curated record. Gene Ontology annotation, molecular function: RNA binding. NCBI's taxonomy places the organism in Eukaryota, Metazoa, Chordata, Aves, Apodiformes, Trochilidae. The transcript is spliced from 20 exons. The coding region runs from base 323 to 4390 and encodes 1355 amino acids.
GCAGCUGCUGCGCGUUGUUCCUCCAUCUCCUGCCGGCGCGGCCGAGCGGAGCUGAGCGCGGGAGGGGACGUCGGCGCCGCCGGGCGGGAAGCGGGGCGAGGAGGCCGUACGCUGCCGGGAGGUGACGGAAACGAGGGGGGACCCGCGGCCCUCCGCGCCCGCCCCCUGCGCCACCCGCCAUGGCGAGAAGGCCCGGCGGCCCCUGAGCGAGGCGCACAGGCACCCACAGACCGAGACUAUCCCCCCUCCCGGCCGCGGCCCGGCCCGGGCCCGGCCGCCAUCAGCGGAGCGAAGCCGCCCGGCUCCCCCCUCUGCCCGCAACAUGGAGGCCGUGAAAGCCUUUAACAGCGAGUUGUACUCGCUAAAUGAUUAUAAGCCACCCAUUUCUAAAGCUAAAAUGACACAGAUCACCAAGGCAGCAAUCAAGGCUAUAAAGUUCUACAAGCAUGUUGUACAAAGCGUUGAGAAGUUCAUUCAAAAGUGCAAACCAGAAUACAAAGUACCUGGUCUGUAUGUCAUUGACUCCAUUGUGAGACAGUCCCGACAUCAGUUUGGACAAGAAAAGGAUGUAUUUGCUCCAAGAUUCAGUAAUAACAUCAUCAGCACUUUCCAGAACUUGUACCGUUGUCCUGGAGAUGACAAGAGUAAAAUUGUUAGAGUGCUAAAUUUAUGGCAGAAGAAUAAUGUGUUCAAGAGUGAAAUUAUCCAACCUCUCUUGGAUAUGGCAGCAGGAAUUCCUCCUCCAGUUGUGACCCCUGUCCUGCCCAGCACUACAGCUGCUAUGAGCAACAAUACGCCAGGAACACCUGUGACUCCAGUUACUCCAGCCAAUGUGGUACAGAGUUUACCUGAUCCUUGGGUGUCUCAGAUUGCUAACACAGAUACCCUUGCUGCUGUUGCACAGAUUUUACAGAGUCCUCAAGGCCAACAGCUUCAGCAAUUGAUACAGACACUGCAGAUACAGCAGCAAAAACCUCAGCCUUCACUACUUCAAGCCCUGGAUGCUGGUCUUGUCGUUCAGUUACAGGCCCUCACAGCACAACUUACAGCUGCAGCUGCUGCUGCUAACACACUUAAUCCGUUGGAACAGAGUGUCUCUUUUAAUAAGAAGCUGAUGGACAGGUUUGACUUUGGGGAAGAAUCUGAACAAAAUGAAGAGCCUAAAAAGGAAACUCCCACUUCCCAACUGCCUUUAGUACCAGAGUCUGUGAACAAUUCACUUUUUCACCAACUAGCUGAACAGCUACAGCAACAAAAUUUAGAACAUCUCAGACAGCAGCUUCUAGAGCAACAGCAGCCUCAAAAGGCAAGCCCAGAGGAGAAUCAAGAAGGAAAUUUUGGUUCAGAGCACUCUGCAUCGCCAUCACAAGGGAGUAGUCAACAGCAAUUUUUAGAAGUGGAAACAAAUGUAGAUGAUUCAAUUGAUAUUCAGCAACAGGACAUGGAUAUAGAUGAAGGUCAGGAUGUUGCUGAAGAAGAGGUUUUUGAACAAGAGGAAAAGAAAUCGGCUGUUCGUUCAAGAUCAAGAACUCGUUCAAGAUCUCGUUCCAGGUCACCAAGAAAACGAAGGUCUAGAUCACGAUCUGGUUCUCGCAAGCGUAAACACAGGAAACGUUCACGCUCAAGAUCAAGAGAAAGGAAGAGAAAGUCAUCUCGAUCAUAUUCUAGUGAAAGAAGGGCUAGGGAAAGGGAAAAGGAACGUCAGAAAAAGGGAUUGCCUCCCAUACGGUCAAAAACACUAAGUGUUUGCAGUACUACUCUUUGGGUAGGUCAAGUAGACAAGAAGGCUACGCAGCAAGAUUUAACUAACUUGUUUGAAGAAUUUGGACAAAUAGAGUCAAUUAAUAUGAUUCCCCCAAGAGGCUGUGCUUAUGUCUGUAUGGUUCACCGACAAGAUGCAUAUCGUGCUCUUCAGAAACUUAGUUCUGGAUCUUAUAAAAUUGGAUCUAAAAUUAUUAAGAUUGCCUGGGCUUUGAAUAAAGGUGUGAAAACAGAAUAUAAGCAAUUCUGGGAUGUGGAUCUGGGAGUUUCAUAUAUUCCUUGGGAGAAAGUAAAACUGGAUGAUUUAGAGGGCUUUGCUGAAGGUGGCAUGAUUGACCAGGAAACAGUAAAUACAGAGUGGGAGACAGCCAGAAGCUCAGAAGCUGCUAAAGAAAAUACUCAAACUACGCAGAGUGCUGCAGUUGAUAAGAGUACAGUUAUUACAACACAGACAGAAGCUUACACGCAACCAGUCACUAUGCUGCAGAUUCCAGUAGCUCCAGCUGUGCCUGCUGUUAGCUUGGUUCCACCUGCAUUUCCUGUCACAAUGCCUGUCCCUCCUCCUGGUUAUAGUGCAAUUCCUCCUCCUCCCUUCUUGCGAGCGAGUUUCAACCCUUCACAGCCACCUCCAGGUUAUAUGCCUCCCCCAGUUCCACCUGUGGUCCCACCACCUGUUGUCCCACCACCUGUUGUCCCACCAGUGGUUCCAACACCUUUAGUACAACCUCCAUUACCAAUUGCACAAGAAACGAUGAAGGAUGUUCCUUUUACUAGCCUUGUUCUACCAGUUGGCACAGUUACUAGCAAUUUAGCUACUCCAACAUUAUCUGCUGGAAGUGUUUUUAAUCCUCUUCCAAUCAACAAACCAGAAUCAGAUGAAAAGGGAUCACAUCUUACAGACCUUCAGAUUUCUUCCAGUGAAAACAGUAGAUCUGUGCAAAGUGAUGUCUCGAGUAGCUCUGGACUCGGAGGAGUGCAGCCAUCCAGUGUCUCAAGCAGUUCUGGGCUUACUGGAGAAGGGCAACCACCCAGCGUCUCAAGUAGCUGUGGACUUGUAGGGGGAGUACAGCCACCCAGUGUUUCAAGCAGCUCUGGACUUGUAGGAGUGCAGCCACCAACUGUUUCAAGCAGUUCUGGUCUUGCAGGAGGAGUACAGCUACCUGCCGUCUCCAGUAGCUCUUCUCUUGCCAGUGGAGUUCAGCCAGCCAGUGUCUCAAGCAGCUCUGGACUUAUGGCUGGAGUUCAACCACCAAGUGUCUCGAGUAGCUCAGGGCUUCUUGCUGGAGUGCAUCCACCCAGUGUCUCCAGCAACCCUGGCCUUCUGACAGGAAUGCAGCCACCAAGUGUCUCAAGCAGCUCAGGAGUUCUAGCAGGAGUACAGCCACCAAGUGUCUCAAGCAACUCUGGGCUUCUCAUAAUGCCACCACCCAAUGUUUCAAGUAGUUCUGGACUUAUGGGAGUGCCACCACCAAAUAUUUCAAGUAGUUCUGGACUUCUGGCAAUGCAGCAUCCAGCUGGGGUUCAAAAUAUGCCUCAUUUAAAUAUUAGUAGUCAAAGGAUGCCGGGAAUGCCCAUCAUAGAUAUUCGUCCAGGCCUAAUGCCCCAUUCACCUGGACCAAGGUUUCCAUUAAUGCAGCCAGGAAUGCCACCACAGCGUAGUAUUCCUCCUCCAGCAAUCCUUGAUCCAUCUCUUCACCCACCACCUCGAGGUCCUUUUCCUCCAGUAGAUAUUUUUAAUCAACCAGAAAGACCCUUUGGAACACCAGGAAGACAAAAUAUUGAUAGCAUUUCUAAUCCAGAGAAAAGACUACCACUUGGAGGUGAUAACAUUCAGCAGGAAGGAGACAGAGAUUAUCGCUUUCCUCCAGUGGAAAACCGAGAUAAUCUUAACAGACCAUCUCCAGUGGAUGUCAGAGAUUCUGUUGGACGACCACCAGUUGAUCCAAGAGAGGGUAUUGGAAGGCCUCCAGUAGAUGGAAGAGAACACUUCGCAAGACCACAUGUAGACAUGAGAGAAAAUUUUGGAAGACCAGGUAUAGAUAACCUUGGUCGCCGAGAGCAUUUUGCUUUCAAUUCAGACAAGCACUGGGGACAGAGAGGAGAUUAUGAUGAAAGAGAGCACCAUGCCUUCCCUAUUUAUGGUGGCCCUAAAGGCUUCCAUGAAGACAGAGAGAGGUUUCGGCAUGGGAACUAUAGGUUUGAUAGUAGAAGUGGUCCCAAUUGGAACAGAGGAUUUGACCAAGAUGCUCACAGAGAUUUUGAUGACCGCAGAAGACCCUGGGAAAGACAGAGGGAUAGGGAUGACAGAGAUUUUAAUUUUUGCAGAGAAAUUAAUGGGAACAGGUUUGGAAGAGACAGAAUGUCAAACAACUGGAUCCCCCCUCCACAUCCACGGGUGUUUGAAUAUUUUGAUGGGGCCACUUCCCAACGCAAACCCGAUAAUACACCCCAGGUAAAUGGUGAAAAUACAGAGACAGAAAGUCAGCCACCAACGGCACAGGUGCAGGAUGAUCCAGAACUUUAUGAAAAACUGACAUCUUCCGUCGAGAUAAACAAAGAGAAGAGUGACACAGAAGCUGAUAUAGAAAGUGAACCAGUGGUAGAAAGCACAGAAACUGAGGGGACAUAAUCAUCACUCAGUAGGUAAAAGAUACCUUUUGUAAAGUUGUCAUCUCUCUGUAAUAGAUAAAUGGCUGACCUGGACCGUAGCAGUUCACUUUUGUCUGCCAGAAUUAAGUUAAUCUGAUGUUCAUGUUCAUCUUUCACUUAAAUAACUGUACAACUGACUUGUAUAGAACACUGUUCUUAAUUUGAACAUGGUAGGUAAACCUUCUUUUUUUUUUUUUUUUUUUUUUUUUUAUUUCUCUGGUAAAGCAUAAACUUGCCCCCACUUGUUUUUAAUUUCACAAAGAUAAAAUAACAGCUUGUCAAACAAAGACUUCCUAUGGAAGAAAGUGGAAUUUUUUAGAUAUUACCCUUAGGUUGGCUAUCGAAAUUGUCAUACUUGAAAAGAGGUGCUGGUGUAUCUUGUCCGUGUUUUUAGGCUGCUGCAGAAUUUUAAAGUAUAGACAAAGCUGUGACAUUUUAUGUUCCUACAAUUCGGCAGAAAAAAAGAAAUGGCCCAUGUUAUUUAAGGAGCAUAAUACAGAGAUUAAAAGUGAUUUUGUAAAAUCUACACUAUAGUCUCUGUUUUCUCUAAAGUAAGUGUUCGUGAUUUGUUCUCGUACUGCAGUGGGUUUAAAAAAAUGAAAAAGUACAUUUUAAUGUUGGGUGCAUUUUGUUUUUAGAUGCCAAUAAAGCAUAUUUGUUUGAUAACAGUG